This is a messenger RNA of Lampris incognitus (smalleye Pacific opah), 948 nucleotides long. RefSeq names its product polymerase delta-interacting protein 2-like. The transcript has 11 exons. The record is from RefSeq and is a predicted model, not a curated record. Bases 1 to 948 code for a protein of 315 amino acids. Gene Ontology annotation, molecular function: DNA binding. Gene Ontology annotation, biological process: error-free translesion synthesis. Lineage: Eukaryota; Metazoa; Chordata; Actinopteri; Lampriformes; Lampridae. Gene Ontology annotation, cellular component: nucleus; mitochondrial nucleoid.
AUGUCUUCAAGGCUUGAGAAGAAAGUUCUUGAAACCGUUGGAGUAUUUGAAGCACUGAAGCAGCAAGGGAGAUAUGAAACCGGACAAUUGUUUCUACACAAUGUGUUUGGCUACAGAGGGAUUGUGCUCUUCCCCUGGCAUGCCCGCCUCUAUGAUCGUGACAUUGCUUUGACUACCACAGAAAGCUCACCAGAGCCCCCAGGUGUGCAAAGUUUUAAAGAGCUGAGCCAAAAAACGCAUGCAUACUACCAAGUCCUUAUAGAUGCAAGAGACUGCCCGUACAUUUCUCAGAGGGCCCAGACAGAAGCAGUGACGUUUCUGGCCCGUCAUGAUGACAACAAGGGCUUCUAUGCAAUACCAGGUUUGGACUAUGUGUGCCAUGAAGACAUCUUACCAUACAGCUCUACUGAUUGUGUUCCCAUCAAGCAUCAUCUUUUUGAGCGCUUCCUUCAGUUUAACUCUUCUAAUGUGCCCCCCUUCAUCCCCACGGAUGUACUACAGGCUUGGCAGAAGACGACCAACCAAUGGCUGGAGUUGUCAGAUGUCCACCGCGAAACCACCGAAAAAAUCCGAGUCACUGUUAUCCCUUUCUAUAUGGGCAUGAGGGAGCAGGAUACUCAGAUUCACUGGUGGCGGUACAGUAUCCGCCUGGAGAACAUGGGGGAUGAAGUGGUCCGGCUGAGAGAGAGACACUGGAGGAUCUUCAGCAUAUCUGGCACCUUAGAAACCGUCCGCGGCCGGGGAGUGGUGGGACAAGAGCCAGUGCUGACCAAAGAACAGCCUGCGUUCCAGUAUAGCAGUCACGUUUCACUGCAAGCGCCCAGUGGACACAUGUGGGGAACAUUUACCUUUCAGCGUGCCAGUGGUGCCAUGUUUGAAGUGGUCAUUCCCUCUUUCUCCCUGGACAGCCAUGGACACAGAGAUAGCCCCUACUCCUUUCUCUGCUGA